Messenger RNA from Papilio xuthus (Asian swallowtail), 6005 nucleotides. Its product is annotated as sorting nexin-29. Gene Ontology annotation, molecular function: phosphatidylinositol binding. Bases 173 to 2104 code for a protein of 643 amino acids. The record is from RefSeq and is a predicted model, not a curated record. The transcript has 11 exons. Lineage: Eukaryota; Metazoa; Arthropoda; Insecta; Lepidoptera; Papilionidae.
AUAUUGUCCAGUCGUAAUUUUUAUUGUUUAAUUUGAAAUAUCCAAUUAUACCGAGAUAUGGUGUGUUAAAUACAUAUAUGAUGUAUAAUACUUCAAAAAGUAAUAAUUUUCUUUAAUUUAUCAUAAUUCUAUUAACUUAAUGUGAUUAUGCUAACUAGUUUUUAAUUAAGCCAUGAAUAGUAAGAUAUUGAACACAAUUGCUAAUGCUAUAGAAAACAGAGAAGAAUUGAAAAAGAGGACAGAGACAGGGCAACAAAUUCUGCAAGAAUUACAAACUUGUGUUGAUAAUUGCAAAAACCGUUUUGGUGGAAAAUCUGAACUUGCAACAGAAGAUGAUUUAAGAAUAGUUCAACUGUGUGAAAAAUGGGAAAAAAUACUUAGUCAUGGAAUCAAAACAAAUUUAUCAAAUUCUACAAUACAGAACUUGGUUUCUGCUGGUUUAAACUUCACAUUUAAUAUUAUUAAUGUUGGUAACACACUUUGGAGCUACUGUUGUCUACAUCUAACUAAACAUGAAAAAGAAAGGUUUAAGAUUCUAUCCAAUAUCAACACUCCAUUAGGUUAUUUUAGAGCAUUCAUAAGAGCAGCACUAAAUGAGCGAUCUUUAGAGAGAUAUUUGCAAAGUUGGAUAAGCCAUGGGCUUUUAUCAGAAUAUUAUGAAGAAGAUGCUUUGGUCAGAACUAGUGAAGCUAAUUUACUGCCUGAUAUUGCCGCUGGUUUAUCAACAAUUUUAUUUGCUUUAUCAAUAGACAAAGCUAUACUCAAUGAUUCACAACAAAUAACUCAAACAACAAAACCGGAGCAUGUCAUUCCUCUGCCCACCCCAAUUAAAGCAUCAGGAAAUGUUAACAGGAAGCCUAUACGUCAAGUUAUAACAUUUGAGGAACAAAAUGACAGGAAAAAUAUAAACAAAACAAUAAAUCCUGUUUCUCAAACUUCUACAUUAUGGAACAGUGCCCCUCCUACAUGUCUUAAUUCUCCAGAUCCUGUAAUAAUUCCUCAGUUAACAUCAGCAAGUGAACCAACCAGUUCGGAGUACAAAAGUGGUAUACGUCACUUCUUUCCUGACAGUGUUAAAGGAAUUGACAGUCCGUCACAAAUUCUUACAAGACUGUCGGAAUGUGCUAAAGAAAUAUUCUCAUCUUCCAGUAGUAUAGAUAGAAAUAAUGUAUCCAAAGAUGAUAAUGUAUCAGAUUUAAGUGUAAAUUGCUUGAAAAUAUAUGAGAGUGAUAGUGAGGAAGUUGCGGGCAGUAUAGACGGCAGCACAUCAUGUUUGGAACUUUGUUUCACAGAAGAUGAAGGAGGUAGUGAUGAGAAAAGAGUUAGUUCUAUUUUAGAUCAUAGGGAAAAAGAGUAUUUAGAUUUACAAAUCAAAUUCAAUCAGUUUGAACUGAGUAGCAAAGAGAAAGUGCAGAAAUUGGAGAAAACUGUUGGGGACCUAAACAAGGAGAACGAAAGGCUAAAAGACCAACUAAGGCGUUACAUGUCGGCCGUAGAAACUGGUAUAGCCUUGAAAAAUGGCAGCGAACAUGAUGAAGAAAUAAGUUCUUAUGAAAAGAAACUUGUGCAAGUUGCAGAAAUGCAUGCAGAACUCAUGGAAUUUAAUCAGCAUUUGCAAAGACGGCUACAAGACCUGGAAAGUGCAUCAGGGUUAGAGAUUUUAGAUUACCCUGAAUCAAAUGUAAAAGUGUUUAUUCCAAGUGCAUUCUUAGUUGGAAAAAGAACUCAUUCGUACCACGUGUACCAGAUUUUUAUCAAAGUAGGCCUUGAAGAGUGGAAUGUGUAUCACAGAUACGCAAAGUUCCAUGAACUCCACACGCAGCUAAAGAAAUGCCAUCCGGAUAUAGCUAAUUAUAAAUUCCCACCAAAGAAGACGCUUAGGAAACGAGAUGCUAACCUCGUGGAAAAGCGGCGGCUGGCGUUGCAGGCGUACCUCCGGCACGUUCUGCUGGUGUUGCCAGAACUUCGCGAGUGCACCAGUCGUGCUCAACUCAUCACGUUACUACCAUUUUUUGGAACCUCAUCGAGUGUUAAAGAAAAUGGUGUUAAUGCAACUUUAGACCAACAUUCUAGUGAUUCCAUAUCGACUUACGACGGACUAUGAUGUAGCCUUACUGUGAAGAAUAUUUAAUUACCAAUUGUUGUUUUACAAUAACACUAAUGCAAUAAAAGUAGAGCUAAAAGAUACUUAAAUUCGACAAUAUUCCUUGCAUGUUUACAGAGAUAUGCUAAACCAUAGAGAUUUUGCACAAUAUAUGUUUUGAAUUUCUCUAAUUAGAAACAGUUUAUAACAAUAGACAAAUAUAUUUGUGGUUGAUUAACACCAUAGUAACAUGUAGGCAAGGUAAAGAAGGUAGACGAAGUAGUAGACUGGGUCUUCCUAUCUGUAGUAGCAGGCUUCGAACAAAGAUAAUGCUAAGUGUUUGAGUUCUGUAUUAAAUAUCUCUAGUUUUAUGUAUAUUUAUAUUAUACCAUAUAUUUAACCGUGAAAUAAGGUUAUGUAUAUAUUGUUUUUGUAUCCAAAAUUACAUCUGUGAUAACAUUAGUCAGUAAAAAUGACGAAAGAAUUUCAAUGAAGUAAGAAGUAUAUGUGGUCAAUAGAAUGUUAAUAUUGAAAUAUAUAUUCGUAUUAAUUUUUUAAUCAAUUAAUUUUUGUAUAAACAGUAUGUUUUAUUAAAUUGUUUAAAUUAAUUAUUGAAUUAUAAAAUUGUAUAGUUUUUUUUAACAUAGAGUAACUUAUAGAUGCUUUGUUCCAUACCAAGUGGUGACUUUAUUAUUAGUCAAUGAAUUUUGGUAAUUGAAGGUAAAAUCACUGAAUGAAAUGUAAUAAUAUUAUGAUUAUAACUGUUAUUAUUUAUUAAUUUAAUUUGCAAAGUUAAAUGUAAUCCAAAAUAUCAUUACAUUGAACAAUUUAUCAUUUACAUAUUCUUUCUUAUUAAGCUUAGUUUAAAAGAAUGCACUAACCGUGGGUUUUUGUGCCCAAAACCUCCGUAAAAACAUAUCGUCGUCACUGUCAUUAUCUUUGACAAAGCAGAGAUAACAAUAUGUUUUAAAUAGAGAUUUUGGUCUCUGAAACUCACGCUAAAAAUUGAAGGAUAUUUUUAUUAGAAUACUACAUGAAAUGGUUGUCAUAUAGCAAGUCUGUGAAGUUGUUUUUAGAAUGGAUUAUUCAAUUGGAUGGAAUGGAUUUAGUAUGGUUUCAAAGAAUUUUUACAUAUUUCGUGACAGAACCUUUAGUAGCACCUUUACCGGCCCAGAUAAGUUUGAUUUUGAUGUACUGUCAAAUGUGAUUUAUUAAAUUGUCUCUACAAUUGUGUUUAUUUACACAACAUUGACAACGAAGGAUAUGUAAAAAUAAUUAUAGUACUUCAUCAAUCUUUCUUACCGUGGGUUUCCACUGACGAGACUUACAAAAUAGUAUAUUUUCAUUAUCAUCCCUCUGAUCCUCUUUGAAUAAAAUAAUGUUUGUACAUGUGAUUUAGCAGUGGAAACCCACCGUGUUGUAUCUAAAAUUCAUCAUAUCAUAUAGAAAGCCUUAACACAGCUUUAGUAUUUUAAAAACGAAUAUAGGAGCACACGAUGUAAUGUAGUAAUAUUUUGUAAAUUAUGAAGUCGUAGAUGUUUUUAUAUCAUUUGUAUAUAUUGUUACAGUUAUGGCUGUAUGUUUAUCGUUAAAUAUAUAUUUACUAAUAAAAUUAUAACUUAAACCAGCUUUGUCUUACUGAAACUUAAUUUUUCUUAUCAGGUACGACGUAUUGGAAGGAUUAAAUGAAAAAUACUCACAUAGCAAAUUAAAUUCAUAAUUUUAUUUUUAUAAUAAAUAAAAAUCAAGGAAACGCUCUUCCGAACAUUUUCCAUUUAUUAAAUACAUCGUACAAAAGAUGUAAAUACAAACUAAAUCACUUGGUGCAAAGGCAAGCCUGUCGGUCCGCGGGCGGUCGCGGGCGCUCUGCGACCUCCGGCGAUCGCCACUUUGAGCUAACGUGUACGCUACAUGCUGCAUAUUGCAUGCUACAGGCGAAUGGUCUCGUUGAGACCGACACAAACACCGGAGGACAGCCUCAGCACACGUUUACGUUUCAUAAAAACCGAGUUACACAACACACAAACCGCUUCCUCGUGGAAUGCACCCAAACGUAUUGCCGACUGCGAAUGAUAAAAUAUGCGUUUAACAUGAUUUUAAUACAUUGUAAACAAAGAGGUAUUGUAAAAAGCGUAUAACACUUCAAAAGUGAAAAAAAACGAGAUAAUUUAGUUUUUUCUUUAUAUCAAAUAAAUAAAAUAUAAUAAAAUCGAGUAUCUAACUUAAGUAUGAAAUAAUUUACUAAAACUUUACACCUAAAUGAUAUAAAUGUAUUGCAACACAAGAAGGAGCUUUGGAACCAUUCAGUGAUUCGGGCGGACGUAGAAUUUCCGUCGAUUUCCGGUGAUACGUUUCGAAUAAUAAAUCUAAAAGUUGUGAUUCAUCUUUGGUUUUGAGAAGACGUUUGUCGAGCUCAGUUCCAUAACUCCUCGCGGGUCGCAGCAAGGCGCGUCUCAUCACUCGGUGCGACCUGGUUAUUUCAUAAGUACUUACAUAAGUUACAGAUCUACUAUGAAGCUAAUGCAUCUUAAAGCGAAUAGAGAACUUUAACCAAACGAACGGAGCGAUGUGAAAAACAAUUAAACUAAUAAAUAGCGGGGGAAUCGUUUAACUGGGAGAACGGAAAAUAUGAAUGUGUCUAAAGUAUUUUAAAUGCCCACCCUUGUGGGUCACGGGUGAGCGAUUGUCGUUGUUUAUUUAUUCUAUAUGCAAGUCUUCUAUUUAUUUACUAAACAUACUAAGAAGAAAGACGCGAUAUAAAAUAAUCGAUUAAUAAAAACAUCACAGCUCACAAGCAAACGGUGAAGAUGAAGCGGCGACCGGACAGUCGGGUGAUCGAAUGAAAUCCUACUCUACGAUACAUAGCGCACUCUGGCAUUUUAAACCGGGAAUCGUCUACUGCUUACUUAACUAAGAAUCGGCAAAGAGUUAAUUUUAAAAGUUUACAAUCCGGAGCGAUACAAUGUCAUUAGUCGAAAUAGAUUUUCAUAUUCUAGAGUCGAAUAUAAAAAUCACUCGCUAAUCGGAGUGUGUGUGUGCGGGGGGGGGGGGGGCGGGUGCGCAGGGGGCGCGGGGGGGCCUGCGGGCAGAGAACUUGCUGUGCAGCAAGUCGCCGAGGCGUCGCGGCGCGCACCUCACACCUCGCACUCUCCGCACCGGACAGGGUCGUUUCGUUAACUUAUUAAAUGCUCGCAUUCCGGCAUAACAACGCUUAUCACAAUAUAUAAAAAUAUAUAUUAAAGAAGCUUACACUACAACUACACAUUGAUAAGAUGCACGUGCCCGUACGCCUCUGCCGAGACCGUCAUUUUAAAAAAUUAUUUGUGCGGCAGCACACGCGAGCCUGCGAACGUUCACAGCGUUUCCUUAAAUAUAAUGACAUAUUGCAUCUAUUGAACAAUUUAUGCUGUUUGUAUCCCGCCGGGAAGAAAUGGGAGCGACACUUCGUCUCAUAUAGCUCUAUAUAAUUUCACAAAUGUACUGGUAACUGGCUCGGCGCUCUUUGUACUGCUAGAUCUCUCCCCACCCUGCCUUCCCCUUCCGCCCUCGCUGGGCCAUUUCUUCCCACGAAAUACACAAGAUCAAGACAUUUCAAACGGGACGAAAGCAAUGCACAUAGAACAUUAUAGUGUAGGGACUAAAUGUAAUACUUUUUUGUCAUUUCAUCAUAAAAAUAUUUUUUAUCCAAUUCAUUUUAAUAGAGCGACAUUUAGAACAAAGCUCUGUAUCAGAAUACAUUAAUACUAUAGUGAGAACCCAUAGGUAAGAGAGUAACAGUGGGCGACGCGGCGCCGCGCCCACGCACAGGGCCGGCGUAGGCGCGGCGCGCGCCCCUACAUACACAGCGACAAGCUUUCUCUAAAUACGUGUGCACUUAGUGACAAUAAGAUUAGAUAGUCGAAAGGUUAAGCCUUAGAGGAUU